Molecule: messenger RNA, 578 nt
Organism: Rubroshorea leprosula
Lineage: Eukaryota; Viridiplantae; Streptophyta; Magnoliopsida; Malvales; Dipterocarpaceae
Source: the annotation of a GenBank genome assembly
AGGUCCUCUAAAUCGUAGCUCACAAAUUUUUUACUUUAUAUGAUUAUUUGAGCUAGUUUUAUUUUAUGAAUGUGGAAACCAGUGGGGUUUAAGCAGACCCAUGUUGAGCUUAAUUUUGAUUAAAAAGCAGUGGAAAUUUUGGUUAACAAGAAGCGGACUAGGUGAUAAUUUUCUUUGGCGGAGACUCCGAAUACCCUCGGGGACCUAUCAUUCCCCGCGAGUAUGGAGACCGAGGCUAUUUUUGAUCCUCCGCCAAAAAUCCCCAUGGGGAUCCCUGGACUUGCCAUUGGCAAGGAUGGGGAUGGGAAUGGGGACGGGAUCCCUGCUCUCGUGGGGACCCAUUGCCAUCCUUUCCUAUGAGCUAUGGUCCCAAAUGUUUGAGACUUAGGAGAAUUUUAAGUCUACAAAUGAUAUCUAGGCUAGCAAUAUUCCUUUCACAUUGUUGUUUUUGUAGCAAGGGCAAAUUGUAUUUCUUUUAAAUUUGGAUUUUACAGUGCUUCACUUAUAGCUGGUGUUUUGAGUGCAUAAAGGGUUAAAGAAAAGGGGUGAUGCAUGUGGAAUAAAGCUUCCUUUUACAA